This is a messenger RNA of Terrapene triunguis (Three-toed box turtle), 1634 nucleotides long. RefSeq names its product SWI5 dependent homologous recombination repair protein 1 (gene SFR1). Bases 225 to 905 code for a protein of 226 amino acids. The transcript has 4 exons. Gene Ontology annotation, cellular component: Swi5-Sfr1 complex. Gene Ontology annotation, biological process: positive regulation of DNA-templated transcription; double-strand break repair via homologous recombination. The record is from RefSeq and is a predicted model, not a curated record. Lineage: Eukaryota; Metazoa; Chordata; Testudines; Emydidae.
GCUCUGCAUUGGUUAAUCAGGGCGCAAAGCUCACUCUGCAUGAAAUGAUAUUAAUACUAGCUCUUAUAAUAUGUUUGUCCGCUAUAUCUCAAAGCUGUUCGCAAAGUAAACAGCAUUAUCUCUGUUGUGCAUUAGGGGAAACUGAGGCACGGAAGGGACUUGCCCAAGGCCUCACUGCGAGUCAGUGGCAGAGCUGAGGAAAAGUAUAUUAACUUGUUCUCAAGAUGGAAACACCAUUGUUAGACAAAUCAACAUCACUGUGCAGUACUCCAAAGGACCGUGGGACACUAGCUCCUCAGAGCACUGGCUCAGGGAAAAAGCCAAUGAGCACAACACUUAAGGAGCGAUUAAAGAAAGCAAGACGUUCAUUUAAUUCCAGUUUCACUGUGGCAAAACGCCUUAAAGUAGAUAUUGAAGAAAAAGAUUACAGUACUUCUGAAGAAGGGGCUCUGUUGGCAAAAGAAUCCUGUUCCAGAUUACAAAAUAGCUGUGAAAUCCUGGAGAAGAACUGUGCUGCAAAUACAAGUUUAAGUAGUCCUGUACAGGAGAGACAUUGCUGCAGACUUGUUCAGAAUUCCCCACACUCUGUGGUGUUUGGGGCUGACCUUAGUCAACAAGAACUACUUGAGGAAAAAUUAAGAUUGUUGAAGCAGGUCCAAGAGAAGAAAGAGCUGCUUCGAAGACUCAAACUGGUCAAGAUGUACAGAUCCAAGAAUAACCCAUCAGAAUUGCAAUCUUUGAUAACGAAAUGGAGAUGCAGCACCCAGUUGAUGCUUUAUGAACUCCAGUCAGCUUUGUCUACAGAUGGCAAUAAACUGAGCCUCACUCUGUUGAUAGACAAUUUUGGAUUAGAAGACAAGUUACUACACUACAGCAGAACAGAAGAAGACUUUACAGAUAUGUAAUUUACAAUUACAAAGUUUUCGGUUAUAAAAAAAAUAGUCUUCGGAAAAGAUUAAAUAUAAACUGAUUGCAUCAUAACUAUUAAACCAUCAUGAUAGUUUGUUUCAGUAGUGGAUUGUUGUAAUAGACUGUGCUUAUGUAUAUGCUGUAAGAGGCAGUUAUUUUCUGGAAAGGAUUAUCUCUUAGGCAGAAACUUACUCAUUGAGAAAAUUGCCAUUAGUGGAUGUGAAAAUGAAAUCUAGUAAUAUUGUACUUAAACAGUGGGCUGCAUCUUCUCUGAUCAGUUUUACACUGUACAUUCUCUUGUUUGAUAUAAUGGGAUCAACUUAACUGUUUUUUCUAGUUAUACUAAGAUGUUGAGGAAUUCAACACAUACAUAUUCUGAAAGUUUCUUCAAUUUGCCAGUCAAUUGCUGUGAGCUUUCUAAGGAUUAAGUUCAGGUGUAAACACAUUGCAUAUUCUCAAUUACUGAAGCAAUAUUGAGUUUUUGUACAUGGCUUUAUUUCUUGUGAUACUAGAAGCAAUACAUAUUCUGUGGUGCUUAACAAAAACAGAACUGUGUCUAAUGUAUUUAAAUGGCUGCAUUUAAUUUACCUUUCUGCAAUUAUUCUUCUUAAAUCCCAAAGCCAUUUUCCCCUUUUUACGUCUUACGUUUUAGUUCUAAUUUGUGGUAUUUUAUUAUGUUAAUUAGAGAUUGUGGGAGAGAAGUUGAUUCCCUGUUGACUAUCUCC